CCGAGCUUUCUGUGUUUUGUUUGCAUAUUAUAACAUCACAUCCGCGUCUUCUUUCGCUCUGCAGACUACACCGACCAUGACGUCAAGGUGCUACGUGGAAAGGAAGUAGCGAGCAUGCUAAUGCUAAUGGGGCUACAAGUUGAGUGCGACCAAAACAAACGAUGACGGCCGCGAAAAGGAGCCGACAAAGCUUGUAUUAACCAUGGGAAUGCGUUUGCUUUGAUCGCUGUAGUAGAGUUUAGAUACGGCAUUAGUGAUACCUGUAUUUCUACAUGAGAAAUUAUGCGAUUUUGAAUGUCAGAUGGCCAGUUUGCGAGCUGUAACUGUAUCUGGGAUUGAUGCUGCCCCUGUACACUAACGCUAUGCGUUGGCUAACCUACAGCUUUGCUAACUAGCUAUGUGGUAGCUAGCUGUCAACAUAGCUUUUCAGUACAGAACACAAUUUGAAAUUACGAAAUAUUGUUCGUACCAGGUUAUCGUUGAUGACGAAAAAUGCACAGACAGUUAAAGUGACGGCUCUUUGUUUGGUAAAGCCAAAUUCCCGUUAAGAUCCGUGUAACAAUUUCUUAAUUUGGUGAUAGCUAGGUAGCAUAACAGUCAACAUGAGUUGGUUCAACUCAUCUCUGUCCAGCUUCGCUAAACAAGCUUUAACAACAGCUCAGAAGUCAAUCGACCGAGUUCUGGACAUCAAAGAAGAGGACCAAUGGGGCGACACGGUUGUAAUGCCCUAUGAUGAUGUUACUAUACCUGGAAAGCUGUCAUUGAGCGGAGGAUGGGGAAUGACACAAUGGGAAGCGCCCCCUGAAGAAAGGACCACCACUCCCCCUCCUUCCUCUGAGGCCAUUACUACUCCUGUCACCCGCACAGUUGUGGAUGAAGCAGAACACUUUUUCAGUGUCUUUCUGCCACCCGGAGAUGUACAAGGUGUCACCAACACCCAGGUAGUGUCUGUACCUCCUACUAAGUCUCAAAGGAGGCCUCAGGAGAAGGAAAAAAAAAGCAAAGAGGCGGUGGCACAUGAAGAAGUGGAGACUCAAAAUUCAGCAGCUGCUGAUGAGUUUCAUGAGAAUCAGACUGCUGCUGAGAGCCAGCCAGUUGAGCCGGAGUCCUCACCACCACAAUCUUAUACAGACACUAUCCUCCUGCAGCCAGUAUCUCCUCCUUCUCCCAGCGAUCUUCCUUGUAACCCUGAUAGCAAAACGCUUGAUGUAAAAACAGAUACAGUUUCUGUAGACUUGACAACAGAGCAAUCACAGUCUCCAUCAGACCACCAGGUCGAGCAGGACACCACAGACUCCUCUGAACCUGCUGCUGUACCUUCUGAACGUAAGAGCUCUACACCUUCUGAUCCUUCGCCCUCCCCGCCCUCUAAGGAAGUACUCAUCGAGCAUAAAGACUCAAAAGUGGAGGACCGUCAAAAUGAUACACCCUCUCCUCCAGUCAGCGCUUUCUCCUCAGGAACCUCCACCACCAGUGACAUUGAAGUGCUUGACCAUGAGUCUGUGUUGAGUGAGAGCUCAGCCAGCUCCAGACAAGAAACUGGGGAGGGCAAGGCUGGCCUUCACCUAAUGCAGGGCUCUUUCCAGCUUCUCACUGCCUCCACCUGUGGAGAUUUCCCCCGUCUGGAGGACUAUUCCAAACUCACAGAGAGCUGCGGCUCCUCCUCGGACGCAUUCGAGCGCAUAGAUUCAUUCAGCGUGCAGUCGUUGGAUAGCCGUAGUGUGAGCGAGGUUAACUCCGAUGAUGAGAUCCCCAGCAGUCGGACGCUAGCGUCUGUCACUACGGGCUCUCCUCCUUUAACUGUGUCAUCAGCUGUGUGUCAUCAGCAGGAAGAUGGAGUAGUAGAGGAGGAAGAGGAGGAGGAGGAGGAGGAGGAAGAGGGCUUUACUGAAACAAUGAGGGAGCAGUCGCUGGAUGAGAUGGAAGAGAGUGGACGGAGUGCGACUCCUGUUAAUAGUGAGCAGCCUGAAGAGUGGACAGAACAGGAGCAGGAAUAUGAGGCUAAUGUCACGCCGUCUGAUCCCGCCUCCAACGCUGAGGAACAGAUCACUCCACCAAUCACUGAAGAGAUGAAAAGUGUCUCGACAGUUCAGAUUUUGGAGCUUCAAAAGGUUAUUGAUCAGCUGUCCGGCCGCCUUGAGAAGAGAGAGGCUCAGCUGCUGGCAGUCAGCAAAGACAAGGCCGGGCUGGAGGAGCAGUGUGACAACCUCAAAGACGAAGUGAUAAGCCUGAAGGAGGAGAGCUCCACCGUUCAGUCCCUAAAGGAUGAGUUCACCCAGCGCAUAGCAGAUGCAGAGAGGAAGGCUCAGCUGGCCUGCAAAGAAAGAGACAUAGCCAAGAAGGAAAUAAAGGGCUUGCGAGAAGAGCUUUCUACAAGACUUCACUCCAGUGAUACACUGGAGAUCAUCAGAGAGAAGGAAGAGCAGAUCAGAGGCCUGCUGGAAGAAGGUGAGAAAUUGUCCAAGCAGCAGCUGCAGCACACCAACAUCAUCAAGAAGCUGCGUGUGAAAGAGAAGGAGAGCGACACAAGGAUCACAAAACAACAGAGAAAAACCAAGGAGCAGGAGGAGGAGCUCAGGCAACUGCAGCAGGUUCUAGAUGGGAAGGAGGAGGUGGAGAAGCAGCACAGGGAGAACAUCAAGAAGCUGAACGCUGUGGUGGAGCGGCAGGAGAAGGAGCUGAGCCGGCUGCAGACAGACUCUGAGGAGCUGCAGGAGACGAACAGGAGCCUCCAGGCUGCUCUGGACAACUCUUACAGGGAGCUGGCAGAGCUUCACAAGACGCAGGUCAGCAGAGCCAGUGAGGCCGAAGAAGCAGCUCUUAGCAGGGAAACACAGGCCAAGGAGCUGCUGAGCGUAGCUCUAGAGAAGGCCCAGGAGGAGGCCAGGAUGCAACAGGAGGCUCUGGCCAAUCAGGUGGCUGAUCUGAGACUGGCUCUGCAGAGGGCUGAGCAACAGCAAGCAAGGAAGGAAGAUUAUUUAAGGGAGGAGAUCCGUGAGCUUCAGCAGAGGCUUCAGGAGGCAGAGACCAGGAACCAAGAGCUCAGUCAGAGUGUUACCUCGGCAACACGGCCCCUACUGCGACAGAUUGAGAACUUGCAAGCCUCAUUGGGCGGACAGACGGCAUCCUGGGAGAAACUGGAGAUGAACAUCUCUGACAGGCUAGCGGACGCCCAGGCACACCUGGCCGUUGCUGUGGAGAAGGAGCGAUCAGCAACAGAAGACCUUCUGUCCAUCAGGUCCCAGCAGGCCUCUCUGGAGUCCCAGGUUUCCCUGUUCCGCCAGGAGAAGGCCCGACUCCUGGCACAGCUGGAUGCUGAGAAGAACAAGAGAGAGAAACUGGAGGAUGAGAGCAUCAGGGAGCAUGUUGAUUUGGAAAACCUGCGAGGAGAACACACCCGCAUGCUAGAAGAGGCCAAGAAAGAAAAGCUGCUGCUGACAAAUCAGUUAGAGAUGGAGAAGAUGAAGGUGGAGCAAGAGAAGAAGAAAUGCUACUUGGCACAUGAAACACUCAAGGAAAAGGAGCGGAAGGCCAUGACUCACUCGCUAGGAGAGCCCCCGGCCUCCUCCACACCCUCCCUGUCCCGCUCUAGCUCCAUCAGUGGGGCAGACAAUGCUGCUCUACACUCGUCAAUUAUUUCCCAGGUAAACACUGGAAGAAAUGUUCAACUCUAG
Cottoperca gobio is the source of this 3674-nucleotide messenger RNA. RefSeq names its product TATA element modulatory factor 1 (gene tmf1). The coding region runs from base 603 to 3674 and encodes 1023 amino acids. Gene Ontology annotation, cellular component: Golgi apparatus; endoplasmic reticulum. The transcript is spliced from 14 exons. NCBI's taxonomy places the organism in Eukaryota, Metazoa, Chordata, Actinopteri, Perciformes, Bovichtidae. The record is from RefSeq and is a predicted model, not a curated record.